Lipotes vexillifer (Yangtze River dolphin) is the source of this 1514-nucleotide messenger RNA. It is a transcript of the gene HTR1A, whose product is annotated as 5-hydroxytryptamine receptor 1A. Gene Ontology annotation, molecular function: G protein-coupled serotonin receptor activity. The coding region runs from base 233 to 1501 and encodes 422 amino acids. The record is from RefSeq and is a predicted model, not a curated record. The transcript has a single exon. Gene Ontology annotation, cellular component: plasma membrane. NCBI's taxonomy places the organism in Eukaryota, Metazoa, Chordata, Mammalia, Artiodactyla, Lipotidae. Gene Ontology annotation, biological process: regulation of vasoconstriction; adenylate cyclase-activating adrenergic receptor signaling pathway; regulation of behavior.
CAGCUGGAGACUCUGAGCGCGCUGGACUACGAGAGCCCAGGGAGCGCCUAGAAGCUAGCUGCUCCUCGGAGAUGCCUUCGCCUGAGCAGUAAGAACUUCCUGCUUGAGUCCCUGCAUCCCCUCCCCAGUUGAAACUCCCCAGGAAAGAGGGGCGUAAGACCCCAGGGGGAGGGGCGAGGGGGAUACUGGCGCAGCUCUUUCUCCCCUCCCCUCCUCUGCCGGGCGCGCAGGCAUGGAUGUGCUCAGCCCCUUACAGGGCAACAACACCACGUCGUCCCAGGGUCCCUUCGGGGCACGCGCCAACGCUACUGGCAUCUCCGACGUGACCUUCAGCUACCAAGUGAUCACCUCUCUGCUGCUGGGCACGCUCAUCUUCUGCGCGGUGCUGGGCAAUGCGUGCGUGGUGGCCGCCAUAGCCUUGGAGCGCUCCCUGCAGAACGUGGCGAACUAUCUUAUAGGCUCGCUGGCCGUCACAGACCUCAUGGUGUCGGUGCUGGUGCUGCCCAUGGCCGCGUUGUACCAGGUGCUCAACAAGUGGACUCUGGGACAGGUCACCUGUGACCUGUUCAUCGCCCUCGACGUGCUGUGCUGCACCUCGUCCAUCCUGCACCUGUGCGCUAUCGCGCUGGACAGGUACUGGGCCAUCACAGACCCCAUCGACUACGUGAACAAGAGGACGCCCCGGCGCGCAGCUGCACUCAUCUCGCUCACCUGGCUCAUUGGCUUCCUCAUCUCCAUCCCGCCCAUGCUGGGCUGGCGUACCCCGGAAGACCGCUCGGACCCCGACGCGUGCACCAUCAGCAAGGACCAUGGCUACACUAUUUACUCCACCUUUGGCGCUUUCUACAUCCCGCUGCUGCUCAUGCUGGUUCUCUACGGGCGCAUCUUCCGAGCCGCGCGAUUCCGCAUCCGCAAGACAGUCAAGAAGGAGGAGAAGAAGGUAGCCAACAACCGCCUUGGGGCGUCGCCAGCCCCGCAGCCCAGAAAGAGCGUAAAUGGUGAGCCGGGUAGCAAAGACUGGAGGCAUGGCAUGGAGAACAAGGCAACAGGGGCUCCGUGCGCCAAUGGAGCCGCGAGACAGGGCGAAGAAGGAGCCGCCCUGGAGGUGAUCGAAGUGCACCGGGUGGUCAACUCCAAAGAGCACCUGCCGCUGCCCAGCGAGGCCGGUGCUGUCCCCUGCGUCCCCGCCUCCUUCGAGAAGAAAAAUGAGCGCAACGCCGAGGCCAAGCGUAAGAUGGCCCUGGCCCGCGAGAGGAAGACGGUGAAGACGCUGGGCAUCAUCAUGGGCACCUUCAUCCUCUGCUGGUUGCCCUUCUUCAUCGUGGCCCUGGUCCUGCCCUUCUGCGAAAGCAGCUGCCACAUGCCCACCCUGUUGGGCGCCAUAAUCAACUGGCUGGGCUACUCCAACUCUCUGCUCAACCCUGUCAUUUACGCCUACUUCAACAAGGACUUCCAAAACGCAUUUAAGAAGAUCAUCAAGUGCAAGUUCUGCCGCCGAUGAUGAUGGAGGAGUA